AUGAGCGAGCAGGCAGUAGACCUGCUGGACAAGCUCAUCAUGCAGAAGGAGCUGCCUCGGGGCACGGAGGCCCUACCCCGCGGGAAGGUGGUCAAAGCCAAGGGGCUCCUCUUCAUGCUUAGUAAGAAGGUCGGGAUCGCUGCCUCCAUCCAGCACGGUCACGGCUUCCUCAUUGCCAAGCUCCCGGGUGUGGGCGGCGAGGACUCUUGGUCUGCCCCUGUGUUCGUGAAGAUUCGCUCGGGCGGGGUGGGUAUCACCCUCGGAGUGAGCGAGAUCAAGACCCUGGGCACCUCUGAUGCCGCGGAGCGCCCCGGCACCACCUUCGGCAGCCCUGCCGCGAUGCGAGACAUUGUGUCGUACUCCAUCGCGCAGGGGCACAUGGUCGACCUGAGCCUGAGAGGUGGGUGCCUGAGCCUGGAUGAGGAUGCCGCGAGGGCCGCAUACGGGCCGGGCGUCGACCAGGCCAAGGCUCUGACCGGGGACCUGGAGCUGCCCGCCCCCCUCAAGUCUCUGUAUGCUGCCCUGGACAAGGUGCAUGCUGACUACAAGGUAGAGCUGGUGGAACACGCCGAGGACAAGCGCUUGUUUUCCGGGGAGGACCCCAAGCUCAGACUGUUUUGA
Molecule: messenger RNA, 621 nt
Organism: Auxenochlorella protothecoides
Lineage: Eukaryota; Viridiplantae; Chlorophyta; Trebouxiophyceae; Chlorellales; Chlorellaceae
Exons: 7
Coding region: 1-621 (206 amino acids)
Molecular function (GO): phosphatidylinositol binding
Source: RefSeq, a predicted model, not a curated record